Loxodonta africana (African savanna elephant) is the source of this 4514-nucleotide messenger RNA. RefSeq names its product cytoplasmic polyadenylated homeobox-like protein 2. Gene Ontology annotation, molecular function: DNA-binding transcription factor activity, RNA polymerase II-specific; RNA polymerase II cis-regulatory region sequence-specific DNA binding. NCBI's taxonomy places the organism in Eukaryota, Metazoa, Chordata, Mammalia, Proboscidea, Elephantidae. The record is from RefSeq and is a predicted model, not a curated record. Gene Ontology annotation, biological process: regulation of transcription by RNA polymerase II. The transcript has 3 exons. Gene Ontology annotation, cellular component: nucleus. Bases 2178 to 3263 code for a protein of 361 amino acids.
UCAGCAAUGCAUUUGUGUCAAAUCAGCAGAAAUUAAUAAGAAUCUGUAUGGAUGUGAUUAGGCGAGGCCAUUUCUGGCUGAAGGAGGACCACAAGCAAAGGAGGUGUCCAGAAAAAGCAGGAGUCCUGGCUGGGAGGAGUGGAGUGCACAUGUUGGGCCACCUGGCCCAUGAGACCAGAAAGGUGGGUGCAGGGCUCUACCAUGCCUUUCAGCUAAGGAAUCAAAGGCCUGCUGACUGGUCACUGAGCACCUGAAAGGAGAUGGUAUACUAUGGAUCAUUAACGUGCCAUUUGAGCAAACUUUGGUUUGAAUCCAGCUGUGUAGCUUUGGAACCUGUGAAAAUUUGCCAACAACAUUUUACCUCCACACAAAAGUGGCUAUGAACCACUUGAACACAUCUCUAAUUAAAUUCCAAAUAAAUUCCCCUCAGCCAGAUCUCAAAAAUGCCAAUGACUAGUCCAAGGCCAAUCCAAUGGGAGUUUAGCCUCUAGACUCCAGUGUCACAGACUGAGGGGUGAGGGAGUGUUAGAGUAGAGACAGAGGACUUAACUAAUUAAGGUUAAAAUAUUUACUUUUACUAGAUUUUACAAAAAUAUGUUGCUAUGUGAACACAUUGCUUGGAUCCUUCCCAGGACUCUAGGAGAGACCCUGGAAUGGUCCGGAAGCUUCAUGGUAAAUCUUUCUGGAGGCUGGACGCGCGGAGGGUGGAUAGGUAGAAGAGGACUAUUCCUCCAGGCAGAGGGAACGUGGGUGUAAAAGCUCCGAGUGACCCUCCUCACUGGCCAGAAGGGAUGAGGGUAGGGUGGAGAAGGAUUGGGCAGCAGGUUUGGGUGGUAGGCAGAGUCAGAACAUCCAGGGCCUUGCAACCCAUGUAAACAGUCUGCAUCUUAUUCCCAAUGCAAAGGUGAGCCUUCAGGGUGUAAUUCUCAAAGCAAACCUGAGGCUGGUUAAAGUUAUUAUUAUUCCCAUUUUACAAAUAAAUGCCCUUGAGGAAGUUACAUAAUUUGGAGGAGAUAUCAGGUGAAUAUACCAUGGACUGCCAAACGAACAAAUCUGUCUUGGAAGAGGCACGACCAGAAUGCUCCCUGAAAACAAGGGUGGCAAGACUUUGUUUCACAUACUUUGGAUUUGUUAUCAGGAGGGACCAGUCCCUUGAGAAGGACAACAUACUUCGUAAAAGUAGAGGGUCAGCAAAAAGGAGAAAGACUGUCAAAAAGAUGGAUUGACACAGUGGCUGCAAUGAUAGGCUCAAGCAUUACAAUGAUUCUGAGGAUGGCGCGGGACCGGGCAGUGUUUUGUUCUGUCGUAUAUGGGGUCAAUACGAGUGGGAACCGACUCUACAGCACCUAACAACAACUGGGUAGGUUCAAACCACCAACCUUUUGGUUAGUUGCUAGCACUUAACCAUUUUUGCCACACGGGAAGUCCCCCAGGGUCCUCUAGUGGGAAUAAAAUAGUAAGGGUGUCAUGGUGAUUAAAUAAGAAAAUGAGUCUCAAUGUGGGCUCAGUGACUGGUUGGAAGUUAGGUUUUGAAAAGCCGUAUUCUGUGAAGAGAUCAAGAGGCUUGCCCAGGGAUUAGCUACAUUUAGGAAUGAGGUAUGACUAGGGUGGGCACCCCAGGGGUAUUUUUAAUUAAUGCUGCUUGUGGCUAAUGUUUUGUGUCAUCUUGGCUGGGCUACGAUUCAGUGGUUUAGCAGAAUUGAACUGAUUUCUCUUCUAUAAUGUACUAAAAUAUAAUCACCUCCAUGAAGACCUCCAUGAUGGGAUUUGAUAUAAUGCAAUCACCUCCAUGAUGAGGUCUGCUAUGAGCAGCCAAUCAGAUGAAAGGGGAAUUCCCUUGGGGGUGUGGCCUGCCUCCAGUAUAUAAAUGGAUAUUCCAGCAGGGCUCACUCUUUUCUGGAUCCUGCAUCUGACCUGCAGUUCUUGGGACAUGAGCCAGCAGCCUGCCAACUGACCUGCCCAUUUGUGGUUCAUCAACUCCUGCAACCACCUGAGUCAGGAGAAGCCUCCAGCCUGACACCUAACCCACAGAUUUGGGACUUGCCAGCUUUUACAACUGUGUGAUCCAUUUCCUUCAGUUAAAUCUCUCUUUCUAUAUUUAUAUAGAGAAGUUUCAUUAGUUUUGCUCCACAGUCCAUCACUGUAUCACCUGGAGAGACCCUGAAGUAGAGAUCAGCAUGGCUUCCGAUGGCUCUCCAACUGCAGAGUGUGAUCGUGAAGAAGAAAUAAGAACAGAACAAAAACGACGAAAGAGAAAACGACAUGUAUUUACUAAAGAAGAAUUGCUCAUUCUUAAUAACAAAUUUUCAGAGAACCCUUACCCUGAUUUUACAACCAGAAGAGAACUGUCCAACCUAGUCCAUUGUUCUAUGGGUGUAAUUGAAACCUGGUUCCAGAACAAGAGAGCUCGACUACCAGCUAAAGAGAGACACAGAAUCUUCGUGGUUAAGAAGGGAAAAGCAUUCCCUGUCCAAGGUCACUCACCUUUAAGCCUUCAGGAUACCAAGCCCGAAGCUCCCAAGGAUGGCCCUGAGCAGAGCUUCUCUUAUGCCCAGGAGACUCAGCUGGGUAGAGCUGGCUGCUCCUCUGUGGAGACACAGGGGGUUCCCAGUCAACAGCUUGGCUUAGAUGGCUCUGGGGUUCCAAACAUUCAAAAGGAACCAGGCUAUGCUUUGGAGAAUUCAGGUAACACAGCAAGCGGACUUUAUCCUGGCUCUGAGUUUCCCAGCUACAGAUCAGCACCUGGCCUUCAUUCUCCUGCAGCGUCUGUGGAGCAUUUUGACAGGGACAGGACCGAGAGAGGGAGAAGUCAGUAUGCAAGCCCCUACCUUCAGCAACAGGUUUACAGUGCGCCUGGAGGGAGGCAGCAGCAGGAGGAGCGGAAGGAUAGUCCUUACUCCCUACUGCAAGGACAGCAGCAGAAUGGCAGGCAGUGUCAUCUCCAGCAGCCUCAACAGCCUCAGCAUUGUCAAGAGAAGCUGUGGUUCCAGCACCCAAGUCAUGGGGAUCUAGGGCAGCAGUUGCCCUCCCUUCAGGCCCAGGAGCAGAGUUGGUAUCCUCAAACCAACAGAGAGUCAUUGUCUUCUCAGCUGCAGCAGGCAGCUCCCCAAACAGUGGCCGGGUCACAGCCACUGCCUCCGGGGCAAGAUACGCAGAAUGGAGCUGCAGAACAACCCAGGGCCCAACAGCAACAGCUUUGGGAUGAGCGGUCUGCUGGGGCCAUUGGCUGGGACUCCGGGAGUGCGUCCAGGAGAUGGUACUAGGCUUCCAAUAACAACAGCCACCAGUCAUUCACAGAGCAGCCCAAAAGCAAAGACCACUCCAGGAGUCUGGACGUAAAAAUGCUGUCUUCAGAAAGCCUAUGAGCAGCUGAUCCCCUCUAAUAGAGCGUCAGGGUCCAUCAGUGUUAGAGCCCCUGACCAUGCCCAUUAUAGUGCCCUGGAGAAAGCCUGGACCUGAGCACGUGGUGCAAAAUCAACAAGCACAAAGGUGGUAAACAACUCCCAAACAACAGUCUCAAAACCCAAAUCAAUUUGUGCUCCAGAAGGAUGUUCUUCUACAGCCAUGCUUUCCUAGGCACUCUGUCUCUCUCCCCCUCAGAGGCAAGAUAUCUAACAAGACAAGUAUCAAGGACUCUACUGCAGCAGCUUUUGGAUGGGAGGGCCACAAGGCUGCUACUCUCUACUCCAUGAUCAGGGCAGUAUCUGCAGGAUACGCAACAUGGUCUACAACGGCAGUGGUCAUACCCCCUCCAGCAGCCAGCCCCACUGAAGCCCUGGCUGUGAAGGGCACCCCAACAUCAGCCUGGCCUCCGUCCAUCUAAAAGGCAGCCCUCUCAUGGAAGCAUCCUGUGCUGAUGCAGGUGUGCAGCCCCCACCAUCCUGUCUUAGCUGAUGGCUGCUGCCUCGGAAUCCCAACUCCUAUGACCAAGUCACCUGUGCACAUGGGACCGGAGAAACCAAGGUUUGAGGGUACCCAGCGGAGCACCUGAAUGCCACAUGCUGACUCUAUUUUUUGAAUAGAAGUCUGAUGUCUGUGAACCUCUGGCUUUAAAUUUAGAACAAUAAAUUUUAUCUUAGUCUACUGAGAGGAGACUCAGCUCUUCCUAAGUAACAGAGGUUCCCCUUUCGGUGUUUUAGGUAAAAGCAUACUAAGAAUAGAGUGCACUUGUGUAUUUCCUUUCUAUUUUUUGAUUUGGCAAAAUGUAGUAACUCAAUGAUAAGGUAAUACAUGUUGAUUGUGAUAAUUUAACCAAUAUGGAGUCAUUCAGUAAAAGUCUGGACUUUUUUUCUGGCACUCCAAGUUCAUAUACUUGGGGUAAGCACUGUAAACCAUUCAAUAUGUUUUCUCCUAUAUUGUGUUAGAACAUGUUUCUUUAAAAUAUUAUUUAAAAUAUUUUAACCCAAUUGUAUCAUACCACACAAAUUAAUUUGCAAAAUAAAGCAUGACCUGUACAUUGCUCCAAGGCAAUACUGAAUCUUAUAUCUUCCAUCUGUUAUUGUGGUAAGACUGAG